AUAAGUCUCGAUCGAUCGAUGCGCGCAGAUGGCACCAGCAAUGGCAGAAGCAGCAGCGUCGUCCAGGUCCAGGUCCCAUCUGGAUCUGGUGGUGCUAAUGCUGGUGCUGCUGGUGGGUGGCGGCGAGGCGCUGAGCCUGGACUACUACACCAAGAGCUGCCCCAAGGCGGAGGCGGCGGUGGCGGCGGCGGUGAAGCAGGCCAUGGCCAAAGACCGGACGGUGCCGGCCGGGCUGCUCCGCCUGCAUUUCCACGACUGCUUCGUCAGGGGGUGCGACGGUUCCGUUCUGUUGGACUCGUCGGGCAACAUCUCGGCGGAGAAGGACGGCCCGCCCAACGCGUCGCUGCACGCCUUCUACGUUAUCGACAAUGCCAAGGCCGCCGUCGAGGCCCUCUGCCCCGGCGUCGUCUCCUGCGCUGACAUCCUCGCGCUCGCCGCCAGGGACGCCGUCGCCUUGUCCGGUGGGCCGUCGUGGGUGGUGCCGGUGGGUCGUCGGGACGGUCGUGUGUCGCUGGCGAGCGAGACGACGACGGCGCUACCAGGGCCGACGGCGAGCUUCGACCAGCUGAAGCAGGCGUUCCACGGCCGCGGGCUGUCGACCAAGGACCUGGUGGUGCUCUCGGGGGGGCACACGCUUGGCUUCGCCCACUGCUCCUCCUUCCAGAACCGCAUCCAGCAGCAGGGCGUCGACCCGGCGCUGCACCCCUCCUUCGCCGCCACCCUCCGCCGGUCCUGCCCACCCAACAACACGGCCAGGGCGGCGGGCUCAGCGCUGGACCCCACGUCCUCCUCCUUCGACAACACCUACUACCGGAUGCUGCUCACCGGACGGGGCCUUCUCUCCUCCGACGAGGCCCUGCUCACGCACCCCAAGACGCGCGCCCAGAUAUCUCUCUACGCCGCGUCGCAGCCCGCCUUCUUCCGGGACUUCGUCGACUCCAUGCUCAGGAUGAGCGGUCUCAACAACGUCGCCGGCGAAGUCCGAGCUAACUGCAGACGUGUCAACUAGCUAGCUUAAUUAAUUACGUACAAUAUGCUACUGCCACUACGUCAGUAUCGAUCUAUCCAUGCAUGCAUCACAUCGCGCUUGUCUCAACAAGACAACAACAAUACAUUCAUGUUGGUAGCAUCAUAUGUCAAUUUUAAUAGCUUAUCCAUGGCAACCAGAGAGCUGAGUCCCCGGUUAAUUAUACUCACUCAUGGGUUUGGUUGCGCUAUUGCUCGGACCGCACACGUAUGCACUAUUUAC
Molecule: messenger RNA, 1249 nt
Organism: Oryza brachyantha (malo sina)
Lineage: Eukaryota; Viridiplantae; Streptophyta; Magnoliopsida; Poales; Poaceae
Product: peroxidase 64
Exons: 3
Coding region: 29-1009 (326 amino acids)
Biological process (GO): hydrogen peroxide catabolic process; response to oxidative stress
Cellular component (GO): plant-type cell wall; plasmodesma
Molecular function (GO): peroxidase activity; heme binding
Source: RefSeq, a predicted model, not a curated record